AUUUCUUCCAUUGCCCUGUUCGGCGCAGUAGCCUUCGCUCAACAACGCUGCGACGCGGCAUACCCGGAGCCAGGCAUCUACUGCAACACCACCGAAAUCCUGGCCUUCCAAUCCAGUGACUGCAGUCCCUACCACGUCUUCGUUGCGCGGGGCUCCGAUGAACCCUACCCAGGCCGUUUAGGCAACGUGACCAGCGAGAUCUGCAAAGAACUCGGCUGCACGUUCGAAAACAUCGAGUACCCCGCGAAAAGCACGGCAUGGGGACAGGACGAAUGGUGUAAGUCAGCUAGCAAAGGCGCAGCGAAUGGGCAGGCGCAACUCAAAGCAUAUGCAGAGAAGUGUUCGGACAGCAAGUUGAUUCUGCUGGGCUUCUCGCAGGGUGCGGCCGUUGCACAGGAUAUCUUGGGUGGAGGUGGUGGUGCGGUGUUUGAGUGCACUCAGGACACCAACCCGGCUUUAGACCGCUCGUCCUCGCCUGGCUCACAGAUCGUUGCAGCAGCCACCUUCGGCGCCGUCGUUCGCAGCAGAGACCAAAACUUCACUGUUGGCGAAGGCAUAAACUACGACGGCCGACGCGCCCGCACACCUGAGCAACUCUCUUCCCUGCAAAAGUACUCCUCCGUACUCCUCGACUACUGCCACUACAGCGACCCAAUGUGCGCCGUCGGCAGCGAGCCCGCAGACGUCAUGGAGCAUCUCAACUACUUCGUGGAACACAACGAUGAAAUUGUGACCUGGAUUGCCGGCAAGGCCAAGGGCAAAGCGGUAAGUCUACCCGGCAGC
Didymella exigua CBS 183.55 is the source of this 783-nucleotide messenger RNA. Its product is annotated as carbohydrate esterase family 5 protein. NCBI's taxonomy places the organism in Eukaryota, Fungi, Ascomycota, Dothideomycetes, Pleosporales, Didymellaceae. The annotation marks the transcript as partial. The record is from RefSeq and is a predicted model, not a curated record. The transcript has 2 exons. Gene Ontology annotation, molecular function: hydrolase activity.